AUGAAAAGCACGAUAAAUGCGUACAUUGAAGAGGAGGUCCAGCGAAGGUUGCGCAAGAUGAAUCUUCUUAACGGCAGCAGCAGCAUGGAUCUGUCUCUGUCCUGCGAGUCUCUCCGGGAGGAGGAAGAAGCUAGUGACUGUAGCUCUGUUAGAUUAACAGAUGAGGAUGAUGAAAAGCUGCAAAACAUUAAUCCAAGGAGGCUCAAAUAUGAGAAAGCCUGCGGGUUGUGGUCUGGCUUCCUGCCUGCCCUGGAGCUCGAGGCAAACUCCCCUCUUCACAUCCAUGAAAAUGUGUUCGAAGAACCAAAUAAGAGCCUCUUGAAGCUUCACAGAGAAGGAAAACUGGAGUCCGCAUCUGAAGCCUUGAUUGAAAAAGAGGAAGGGUCUCACGCAGGUGGCAACAAAAACAAAUGGUGGCAGGGAGGAGUGAAUAUCCCUCUAGGAGAAUUAGACCGAGAUGUUUGUGAACUUGAUCGUCUGGACAUUGGACGACACAAGUUUUGUGUCGCAGUUACUAACAAAUUUGAUGAAAACGAGAAUAUAACCUGUAAGAAAAGAAAAGAUUCUGACUUCUGUGUCCCUGGUGAUAAUGAUGAAAAGACCGAAGAUAGAACAAAGGAGCUGCUGGAAAAUGGACACUCUGAAGAAGUCCAGAACCAAACAUAUGACUCAGGGGUCGUAGAAGAUUCAGAUCUUCCCAAUGAUCAAUCGUCAGAGUUGCAAAAUUCUGUCAAUAGUUACAUCAAUUCCAAGCAGGAGUCGAAGAACUCUCUUUAUGCCCAAAUAAAACAAGAGACAGGCACAGUAGCUGGGAAAGUGGCAGCCAAUGGUAGCUAUGUUUUGUGGUAUUUUGCUGGAAAGCUGUCUGAGGUUUACAAAGACGCCGGUAGAAGGCUUCAAGACACACGUGACAUUAUGCAAAAAGUCCGAACAGGUGAAAUGAAAGUUGCUGUCUCUCAGUAUGUGACCAUGAUGUCCAAAGAGCUGCCACUGAUCCAUCGAAUGCAGCUUAAAUCUGAGCCAGAGCCUUGCAUCCUCGCAGAAAACAAACCCAGUUUGGCAGAGCGUCCACGGAUGAAUUCAGCUGAGCUUAAACCGGAGCAAGAACCUUGCAUCCUUGAAGAAAACAAAGAUAGUUUGAUGGAGGUGCGACCGAUUCAUCCAAUGCAGCUUAAACCGAAGCCAGAGCCUUGCAUCUUUGCAGAAAACAAAGCCAUUUUACAAGAGCAGCCACUGAUAACUUCAGUAGAGCCUAAACCAGAACCAGAACCUUGCAUUCUUGCAGAAGGCAAAGCCAGUCUGGCAGAGCAACCACUGAUUACUUCAGCUGAACUUAAACCAGAGCCAGAACCUUGUACCCUUGUGAAAAACAAACAAGUCAGUUUGGCUGAUCAAUCAAGGGAUGGCACCCUAAGUCUUCUUCAGAAAAGCGGCAUUUCCACGAUCCCAGGCGUCUCGGGAUGGCCCGAAGGCUCUGUGGCGUCUGUCAAAAAUACAUGUCCUGAAAUGUUUUAUCAGAAGCUGGUCCAGCUGCCUCUAGCCUUGUCCCAGCUGCAGUCACUUUCAUCCCGGAAGAUGCUAGAAAAGUUGGAAUCUCUGGUUCCUCGAAUGAGAAUCAACAAACUUCAGAGUAUCUUCUGGCUCAAGACUGCCAACAGAAAGCAGCCGACCCCGACGCCUGGCUGUUUGCUUUUGUCGAAAAAGGACAUCACGGUGUUGUCAAGUAAAACGAAAUUGGGAGACACUUUAGCUGUAUGUCACCAUUUUAAUCUCCUGGAAAUCAAGAAAGUCCAGAUUAGUUUGGCAGGGCAGCAUGUCCGCCUGAUUGAUUGUAUCGAAGACACCAUUCUGGUCAUCUUUACCCACAGCAAAGAGCUUACCCAGGAGUUCUGCAAGACUCUGCUGAAGGUGGUUUCUCCUGAAAGGUUCUCUGAAGGGACUGAAGAUCACCCAUUACUGUCUGAUGACCUCAUGGUCCUGUCCUUGGAUUGGACUUCGACGGUUCCCGACAUCGUCCUGGACAACGGUCUUCACAUCACCUCCAGAUUCAAACGAGUCCUCGCAGACCUGCUCUACAUCAUCCACGGAAACAUGGAUGGUCCUGGCAAACCUUCUUUGGCGAAUAUUUGUCCUCUGCUCUACACCAGCGUCAAGGUCCAGAACUCUACCAGCAUGCAUCAGGACGCCAUUUUUCAGUUCCUCCUGACCGACACUCAUGUGGCUCUUCUCCGGGAGGACGGCAUCUUUCACCCGGUACCUCGGGGCUCCAGUCUGGUCCCUGCCCAGCCCCAGUUUCAAGGCCUUGAAGUCCGCAGGCGUUCAGACAUCAGAUGCCUGCUCGUGAGGCAGAGUGACAGCUGUCUGGUGGUCGAUAUGACGUUUACAACUCAGAAACCCCAAACUCGAAAGAAGCUGGAGUUCAGACGAGGUUCGGCUGAUGUGGCCUCCGUCUCUCGCUCCAGCAGUCAGUCCUGGAAGUUGUCUUUUGGCUGCACCUCAGAAGCUGCCAUCUUAAUUAAUCAUCUUUGUACCUGAGUUACACACCUGAGGAGCCGUGUCCACCAAAGCGUUUUUUUCUGAUACGGGAGCACCGUGUAUUUACGCUGCACUACAAACUACUCUGUACUGAGCACUGCACGUUGUGGGUUUUUUUCCCCUCAGUGCAGGGUGUUGAAAUAUCUACAGCUUUGGAGAAAAGGCUGCGCUCGUCACUGUCGCUUGAGCUGUCAAUCAUGGUGGAGGAGGGACAAAUACCACGUGAGAAACAUGAAUUAAUGGAGGAGAAAUCUGUCAACUGUUUAAAUGUGAGCAAAUUGGCUUGAUCUAUUUUUUAAAAGCAUGGGGAGAAGACAAGGAGCAACAUAACAUGGACAAAAAAUUAGCAAGGAAUUCGUAAAAAGUUACAAGAUAAUUACCUGAAAAUGU
Messenger RNA from Plectropomus leopardus (leopard coralgrouper), 2925 nucleotides. The record is from RefSeq and is a predicted model, not a curated record. NCBI's taxonomy places the organism in Eukaryota, Metazoa, Chordata, Actinopteri, Perciformes, Serranidae.